UGGUAAUGUGGGCGGUGACUAAGUCGCCGGGGCCGGGCAGCAGCAGGGGUAGUCAGUCGGUUGUGUUGUAGUCCCCUUAAAUUACUGCUUGCAGUCAGUAGUGGAUCCGCAGUUCUUGUAUGUUGCCGUGCCGUUGUGUGUCACUUUCUGGCCGUUGACGGGAGCGCACUUGCUGGUCUCUGGUGUAAUGGAACUGGAUAAAAUGGACGAAAACGACUGGAAGUAUCACGGAGAAGGAAACAAGAGUCUGGUGGUCUCACACGUACAGCAUCCCAGAGUUCUGCGCCUACUCAAGUAUCCAGCAGAGGACUCUGAAAACCCUCCACAGACAGCAGAGCAGGCGUACAGGCAGAUCCAGAACAUUGUUGACUUCAGCUCCAACGUGAUGAGCAGCCUGCUCGGGGAGAAGUUUAUCCACAGCGGGGAAGUGGUUAAACUGCCUCUCGAGUUUGUGCGACAGUUAUCAAUCAAAGUCCAACAUCAACGUCCAGCGUGGCGCUGUGAUAAGGUGAUGGACAUCUACAGUGGGUGUGCUCUCUGUCUGCCCAACCUGACGUCUCCAGCCCUCCACCAGCCGACACACACUCCCCCACUCUGCAUCGAGAUCAAGCCUAAAUGCGGUUUCCUGCCAUCCCCCAAACAUGUCAGCAAAGACAUCAAGACCAAAGUGUGUCGCUACUGCAUGCACCAACACUACAAGGUGGCCAACGGGAAGUGGAAGAGACGCAGUUUUUACUGUCCACUCGACCUGUUCUCAGGGAACAGACAGAGAAUGCACUUUGCCAUCAGACACCUGAUAGAAGAACCUCAGAACAACUUCAAAGUAUUCAAGGGCGGUCAGUGUAUUUACAGCAGUAAGGAAGGCAGCGACGAGUCGCCGGACAUGAACUCUCUGCUGCAUCAUCUCAGACCUUACUUCCUACACACAAACAAUCGAAUGAACAGUCACGUGACCAGCAAAGCAGUCCUGAACGACUUCAUCCAGGUCCUGGUGAAUGCCCUGCUGAGCAGUGGAGGAGGAGAUGGCAGUGUGGUGGCGGACAGACAAGCGGAGGGGCGGGGUUUCUGCGAGGCGAGCAUCUUCAACAAAGAGAGGAUUCGCCACGGUUCUCGAGGUUUACCCAGCGACAGUGUUUUGUUCAGGAUCCUUCAGACGCAAAUGUUGGACACAUUGGACAUCGAAGGACUUUAUCCUCUUUACCGCCAGGUGGAGCAACACCUGCAGGACUUCCCCAAAGAGAGGACUCGUCUUCAGAUAGAAGGACCGUACAACGAAGCGUUCUUGGAGAAGCUGCAGAAAUGUCCAUCAGAGAACGACGGCUCUGUGGAGUACGCUGUUGCAAAGGUGCACCAGUACCGUGUGGCCAUGACAGCCAAGGACUGCUCCAUCAUGGUCGCCCUGGUGCCCAGCAGUGAGGAGGAAGAGGACAAUGAAAGAUGUGAAAAUAAAAUACUGAGAAAGAUCAACACUACUGUGUAUUGUCUUUCCAGUCAGAGGCAGCUCAGGGACUUCAGACCUCCUGCUUUCUCCUAUUCAGCCUCCAUCCUGGAUUUGGACCCAAAGCCGUUUGACAGCAUCCCCCGCCAGCUGCGCCUGGACCAGAAAAUCGUCUCCUGUUAUCUGAGGACUGGCGGUGCCUUGCCAAAGGGCCCUGUGAGAGAGAAGGAGGACUGCACGCUGCUCUUUCACCCCAUGUGAGCGCCCAGUCUGAGUCCUGAAGAGGAGGUUAACUGCGGCCCUGAUGCCUCUGAUGAAGAGGAGACGCAGCGUUGGUGGGAUUUUGACCACCCUCAGCGCAGCGCUGCAGCUCCUCACCGCACCUCUGUUGCUGCUCUGCAGGUCACCUCAGAAUAACCAGAUAUUUGAGUGACUUCCAGGUGUUUCUGUUACUGAUUCGAGAGCAUUUGUAUCGCCCCAUCGGGAGGUGAAUUCGAACAUCUGUCAUGCUUUAUUAGAGCUUCUCCUGCUUUAAUAAAGCGUAUGGUGACAGUUAAGAAUUAACCUCCAGAUUGCCGCAUGUGGCAGUGCUGCAGAAGACAGAGAAGAGGGGAAGUGAUGGAGAAGCAGGUUGUUGGGCUGAUGUCAGUUGAUGUCAGAGGUUUGAUUCUGAGCAGGCUUUGCUUCCGUGCUGAAAGAGGUGGCGUGGUGUUUGGUCAUAAGCGAAACGCUGCCUCCCUGUUUGUCCCAAACCCCCAUUGGUUUAAUCUGCUAAAUAUGUGAAAGGUCAAGCCGUGAAGCAACAACACAAACCUUCCAAAGUGGAUACAAGCAGAAAGCUGUGUUCAUGUCACUCUGGAGCCACUUUCAUUUUCAAAUUGUUAUUUGGCUUCAUAAAAAUGGACUCACAGUGUGCCAAUUUUGGUACAUGUGUCCUCUUGUGAAAGUUUAACUAGAUUGAUCAGAGAGGUGCCUCCACUCCAGUAAUGUUGUGUUGUUGAUGCUCACAGUCAGUCUUUUAUUCAGGAUUAGAGGAGUAAAACAAAGGUCUGGAUGGUACUGUUUGAUUAAAAAUAAUAUAGUGUCUGAGAAAAUGAAAAAAGUUAGCAAAACUGAUUCAAUCUACAGUCUGAUGUGACUGUGUCAGCAACACUGAGCUUCAUGAUGUACUCAGGUAAAGUGACCCUUUUAGGUACAGCUGGGCCUUUAUCAGAGAUGAAAGCACAUUACUGCUGCAUUUCACUCGUUCUAAGAUUCAAACUAAUUGUUGCUCUGUAGAAAUACAGAAACUUUGAACUUCAGCCCCCUCAUAACGUGGACUCAAGACACUUCUGUCAUCGGAUGGAGACACUGAUGCAUGAUCAUCACGCAUGUGAUCAUACACAGAGCAUGUCUUUCAUUCAGUCUGAGCGCUGCGAUUUAACUGAGCUGAAAGCUGAAUUUAUGAGUUGAGUCAUUCACUAUAACAGUGAUCUGAUCAUAAAGAGAAAGUAAACAAUGAUUACUUUUCCUUUGCUUCUGGAAGCAAGUCUUGCUUCUCAAUAAUACAUCUGAACACAUAGUCAUGCAUGUGUACAGUCACCAGUCUGUUGCUUUUCCAGCUUUACACCAAAAUAAGCUUUAACAUGCUAAAAAGAAACUAUAUUUCUAUAUUACAACCAUCUUUAAUUCUGCCAUACUCAGUUUCAGGAUUCUAUGAGUGGCAUAUUUCCCUCUUUAAAGUCUGUAGUUUGAGUGAAAUUCAGGAAAAAUCAAAGACUUGACAAACAUUUAAGUCUGUCCACCCAGGAAAGCAUGCACUGUGCAUUUAAUUAGGAUAUUGAUAUCAUGCCAUGCAAGUAUUGAUCCAAUACCCCAGUUCAAUGAAGAGACACUCAGAAUCAGUCAUUUAUCUGUGAUAAAUAAAAUGACAAAUACAUCUAUAACUAUAGAUUUAACCAGGACCAGGACAGAACCUCGUUAAUUAAAAGAAAAUUUGCUGGCACGAAAUACCUUCAUGCUGUGAAGUGCAGAGCACUUCUGUCAAUGUCAGCUCUUUGUUUUUGACUAGAAAUGCAGCUGGUGUGCAGAAAUGUUACAUUCACUUUACUAAUAAAUAAAAUAUUAUUAGUUUCCAUUAUAAUGAUGUAAACCAGCAUCCACAAACUAGUGCGCGGUCUUUGAACCCCUGCUGUUAGUGAUGUUUCCAAGGCGGUGCAUGUUACUCUGCAGCAUAGAUUUAAUUCAAGUCUGCAAAUGAAGCUCAGUGUGGCCGCUCUGCUGCACAGAGAGGGGGGUGUGUGUGUCAGGGUUUUUAUGUGAAGCAGGGUAAAGUUGCAAAGGCUGCUGGGUAAUAAUAAUAAUUAUAAUAAAAAUUCCUCUUCUGACAAGCUGCGCUUCGUGCUGCUGCUGCUGGUUUUUGUGCCAUAAGUGGCUUCUUGUUGUCUGUGUGUGUGCAUCCAUGUGCCUAAAUGUUGUGGUAGGACUGGAAGCUGAGGGGGGUGCAUGUGAGUAAACUGUUACAGGCUGCGUUCAAGCGGCAGCGAUCCAUGGACGCAGCCAUGAACUCUCAGUACCUCAAACUCCUGAGGAAGCUCGACAGGGUCACGUGACGUUUGAGCAAUGAUGUGUUCAGGAGCGCUGCAGGUUUUCCGGCAGUGCCAACAGGCUUCAGAUAAACUGGUAACACUUGACUUCACUUCCUGCUUCCACUCUCCAACUUCAGAUGCCUCCAUCAGCCAGUCUGAAAACUAAUCACACUAAGAGUCCUCCACACUCCAUUCCUCCUCAAUCUCCUAUCAGGAAUUCUGUUAAAUCCAAACA
Messenger RNA from Oreochromis niloticus (Nile tilapia), 4240 nucleotides. RefSeq names its product inositol 1,3,4,5,6-pentakisphosphate 2-kinase (gene ippk). Gene Ontology annotation, biological process: inositol phosphate biosynthetic process. Gene Ontology annotation, molecular function: ATP binding; inositol-1,3,4,5,6-pentakisphosphate 2-kinase activity. Bases 188 to 1699 code for a protein of 503 amino acids. Lineage: Eukaryota; Metazoa; Chordata; Actinopteri; Cichliformes; Cichlidae. Gene Ontology annotation, cellular component: nucleus. The record is from RefSeq and is a predicted model, not a curated record. The transcript has 15 exons.